Sesamum indicum (sesame) is the source of this 1863-nucleotide messenger RNA. The record is from RefSeq and is a predicted model, not a curated record. Lineage: Eukaryota; Viridiplantae; Streptophyta; Magnoliopsida; Lamiales; Pedaliaceae.
UUUUUUUUUAAUAUAAUCCAAUCGAUGAAACUAAGGUCCUCAUGAUAACUUAGCCGAUUGGAUCGUCAUCCUAUUUUUAAAAGAUUGCAUACAAAUUCAAACUCUCGUCACAUUAAAUUAUCCACACACUCGCCAUUUCCUGCAAACUCUGCAACCUCAACCCAUCGUGCAUGGAUCAGCUGAAGCCAAGUCCUGCCAAUUCCAGCCCACUGACGCCCCUCCAUUUCCUGGAGAGAGCUGCCACUGUUUAUGCCGACUGCCCUUCCAUCAUUUACAACUCCACAACCUACACAUGGGCCAACACCUAUCAGAGGUGCUUGAAAAUGGCGUCUUCCAUUUCAUCUUUAGGCAUCAGACGGGGCGACGUUGUUUCUGUGGUUGCCCCCAACAUCCCCGCCAUGUACGAGCUCCAUUUCGCUAUCCCCAUGGCCGGCGCCGUGCUCAACACCGUCAACCUCCGCCUCGAUUCCCGCACGAUCUCUGUCAUCUUCCGGCAUGCCCAGUCAAAGCUUGUUUUCGUCGAUUACCAGUCGGAAUCUGUAGUACUCGAAGCUCUGUCUUUGUUCCCACCUAAUUGUGAGAGGCCUUUGAUUGUCCUUAUGGCAGAUGAUGGUGAAUAUGGAAUCCGGUCAUCGAAAAGCCAUCUGCAUGGGAACUACGAGGAGAUGAUUUUGAAUGGUGAUCCGGAUUUUGAUUGGGUUCGCCCGGAGAGUGAAUUUGAUCCUUUAACUUUGAAUUACACCUCCGGCACCACCUCGUCGCCCAAAGGCGUCGUUCACAGCCAUCGUGGAAUCUUCAUCGGUGCCGUGGAUUCGUUGAUCGAAUGGUCAGUCCCGAAAGAGCCCGUUUACUUGUGGACUCUGCCGAUGUUCCACGUCAAUGGGUGGAGCUACACCUGGGGCAUGGCGGCCUCCGGCGGAACCAACGUUUGCCUCCGCAAAUUCGACGCUGCUGCAAUCUAUGCCGCCAUCCACAAAUACAAUGUAACCCACAUGUGCGGGGCGCCGGUGGUGCUCAACAUGCUGUCGAAUGUCCCCCACGGAAAGCCCCUAGAAAAGCCCGUCUAUAUUUUGACAGGAGGAGCGCCUCCACCUGCGGCGGUGCUGCUCCGAAUCGAAUCGCUCGGGUUCGUCAUCACUCACGGAUACGGGAUGACAGAGACGGCAGGGCUGGUGGUUUGCUGCACUUGGAAGAAGAAAUGGAACAAAUUUCCGGCGGCUGAGAAGGCCAGAAUCAAAGCUCGACAGGGAGUCAGAACUCCGGGAAUGGCGGCAGUUGAUGUGAUAGAUCCUGAAUCAGGGAAAAGCGUGGCACGAGAUGGAAAAACUUUAGGCGAAAUUGUACUGAGAGGAAGCUGUAUAACGCUCGGAUACCUGAAAAACCCGGAGGCCAACGCGAAAGCCAUGAGAAAUGGCUGGUUUUACACCGGUGACGUCGGGGUGAUACACCCCGACGGGUACCUGGAAAUCAAGGAUCGAUCCAAGGACGUCAUCAUCAGCGGCGGAGAGAACCUGAGCAGUGUGGAUGUGGAAUCGGUUCUGUACAGGCACCCGUCUGUGAACGAGGCGGCGGUGGUGGCUCGACCGGACGAAUUCUGGGGCGAAACCCCGUGUGCCUUCCUCAGCUUGAAGGAAGGGGUCACCAAGAAGCCAACGGAGGAGGAGGUGGUGGCGUUUUGCCGGUCAAACCUGCCGCACUACAUGGUGCCGAAGACGGUGGUGUUCAAGGAGGAGCUGCCGAAAACUUCCACCGGAAAAAUACAGAAAUUUGUUCUCAGAGAGCUGGCCAAAGCAAUGGGAUCCAUCACGAGGAGCAGGAUAUAGAGAGUCAACGCAGCUGAGUGUGUGUGGAUUAUAAUUUCUA